CAGUCGACAUUCGCGACUCACGCGGUCACGAAUUUGCUUCCCCUCUUUUCGAUCUCACUCUCUCCAUGCCGGUUCAAACCAAACUCAAAUCGUCAUCGUCAUAUCUUUCACCAAUCGCAAAUCGACAACCCACAAUUGAUCAUCAAACAUGUGCUACAGUCCCAACGAGAACUGGCAACAUUUCACCCGGUUUCUCACUUUAGUAAUGUUCGUCUCUGAAAAACUCGCCGGUUUCAGUGUCACCGGUGGGAAGAAAGCGAUCUCUUGUUUUUCUUACAAUUAGUUUCUGGUCACUUGAGAAAACGACUGAUUGGUUCCAAAGGUCGCUCGAUAAACGAAGAUAGAGCGAAUGUGGUGUACUGCGCGUGUGUGUGCUUUGGAGGGAAAGGAAAGGUCGUGGAUACCAGAUAUCAAAGUGAAGUGAGGUAUCUUAAGAUUUUUUGCGAGUCAACUAACCAAGGUCAUGAAACCCAGUGAAAAAGAUGAAAUUGCCUGAAGGCUCAUGUUUCAUACAGGAGAUUAAAUCCAUUUAGAGACUUUCUUUGAGAGCUCUGAGGUGUUACAAUCUUUUAUCCUAGGCUGUUCAGUAAACUUAUUUAAUAAAUUUUGCAAAAGCAUGCAACCGGUUCACCAAUAUGCGUUCGCGGUGGGGAGGAAAGACGAUAUGUUUCUCGCGGAGCUUCGAAGGCCCAAGUGCCAAAAAUAGAUCGACUUUAUCGCAGACAAACUCUAGCCCAUUAACAGUGCAGAAUCGUGGCAAUUUCCAACACGUGAUUCGAUCCCAAUCGUAUUCGACUUGAUCAUAUUUUAGAUGACUCUUGUGAGGUGAAGUGGAGGGGACAGAAUUGAGAUAAGAAAAAAAGGCCAAGAUUCGCGAUUCUGCUUAGACGAGGCUGGGUUGAGUGUGUGUGUGUUUUUGGUUUCUUUGUUAUACGUGCCUCUGUGUUACUUUAUGGACCUUGAAAGAUGGGCGUUCUCUUAAUGGCGGAAGGCAUCCACCCUCGCGUGGAAUUAAACCCAGUGAAGUUGAUCCCCGGGAACGCCAAUAGAAGUAGUGAGAGUAACAGUAACGAGGAGGUGGUAAACGGCCCGUCCCCGCCAGUCUCGACGCGGGUCACCGAGAUGAUUGACGUCGUCGAGAGCAAUGACGAACCGGCACGCUGGAUGCCGCCACCGCCGAAGAAAAAGUGGAUCCGGCACUACCUGCUUGAAGAAGAACCACAUGAGAAUAGCAGAAUCAAUGGCAACCAUUCGUCCGGAUUGCGCGGCAGUCCCGUGAUCUCAAAUUCUCGCGGGACUCCGCCCUCGGCUAACUCCGGCCACCUAACUGCCUUGCACUCCACACAUCAUCAACAGCAUCACCAUCACAAUAAUCAUGACAACAUGCCUAAUCAUUUGGAUAAUCACAAUUCCAAUCACACGCAAUCUAAUAUUGUUUACGUCGACGUCGAGUCAGGACACGACAAUAAGAAACCCCGGAAUGGACCAUGCGUGAUUCGUUCUGGUACGAGAGAAGUGCACAACAAACUGGAAAAGAAUAGGCGAGCGCAUCUCAAAGAAUGUUUUGAGAUGCUGAAAAAACAGCUACCUACACAGGACGAAAAGAAGUCGUCGAAUCUUUCCAUUCUGCAUGCUGCGAUCAGACAUAUUCAGGGUUUAAGAAGGAAGGAACGAGAUUACGACCAUGAGAUGGAAAGGUUGGCUAGAGAAAAAAUAGCGGCUCAACAAAGGCUAGACGCUUUGAGGAAAGAACUCGCAUCUACGUGGGAUCAUAUUGAUUUCAGCACCCUAUUACCAGAAGAAAACUGUGCAAUGGAUACUACUAUAUCAAAAAAUGUUCCAGAAGGUAUGGACGUGGACGUGACUGGUCUCGCUCGGGGCGGAACCAGGUACAGCAGUACCAGCAGCUUGAGCAGUGCAGCAACUGCUAGCUCUCCCCAGACACUGCAGACGACGAGCUCAACUUCAAACAUUCAUAAUCAAGUAGCCACUGCAGCGGUCGUAUGUCAAACACAAGGUCUAAACCUUGCCCAAGGUUCCAGAGAAAGUCCGCCUGCUAGCUCUAGCCCGGGAGCAUCCACGCCUAGUAUCCCCACUCCAGCCCAGGAGAAAUUGUCAACUUCACCUACAUUAGUACAACAACAGCAGCAGCAACAGCAUCCACAACAGCAGCAACAUCAACAACAGCAACCUCAGCAUCAAUAUCAACAGCAGCAGCAAUCCAUGCAACAGUAUCAACAACAACAGGGACCUCAACAACAAGGGCCUCAACAACAGCAACAGCAUCAGCAAUUGCAUUUGCCUAUCAGUGCGCAGAUGUUAAGCACCAGCCAAGGGCUGGCAACUAUUGUACCUACACUUCAGCACCUAGGCUCUGGGCUUAGGGUAAUCCCAGGAGAUAGGCAACUUCUGGUCACUCACACGACAGGCAAUAAUGAGUCGCGGCCGCUAAUCGCUAUGCAGUCCAACACUGGAAGCGAGCCAAGGCCCGUGGCUUUGGUCGUUCACUCGUCCACAGCAAGCGACAACAGAGUGACAUUCGUGCAUUCUAAUCUGUCAAACAACGACAGGCCGUUGGCCCUUGCCGUUCAAUCCUCCUCUAGUGAUGUAAGGCCCGUGACGUUCGUGCAUUCGGGUAACGAAAGCAGACCCUUGGUUCUUGCUACGCACUCUCCAGCACUCAGUGUGUCCACUGCUCAGACAAGGAUAAGGACAGGCGAUGCUCAAACCACGCAUAAGAUGGUUGGGGGUGUGACGCUCGUGGGUGGAAGCGGAUCCGAGUUGACGAGAUUGCCUGGAGGAGCAGAACUGAAUAUUCUUCCAGCAAAUGGUGUGUUCCGUUCCCUCAAGGCCCAUCACCCCCUCGCUAUUCAAGGAGGACUGACCCUGAGCCACGCGGGAGUCUCUCUUCAAUCUGCCCCGGCGAAAGGGAAUUCGACAGUGGUGCAAAACGCUCCGUCCACAGAAGGUAUAGCUCACAUCGUAGGCCAGCACACGCCUCUCUCAGUCUCAGGUCUAACACCAAUUGUAACGCCGAUGACCGUCGUCUCCCAGGGGAACCAGCAAGUCACCGCUCAUAUUCUGGCACCCUCGAGCCUCGCGGGGAAGAUGAUAACGACGACGCCCAUCCUUAAGCCUUUCGUCAAAGCUCAGUAUCUCAAUACCGCGACCCUCGUAAAUUCGCCCCUUGUAGUUGUAAGCUCACCCUCAAACUCCUCUCCGCCGUCGACAGCAACUUCCUGUACUCAGCCUUCCUCGACGACGCACUCAAGCGUCUGACGAAAUCCAGGGAAACCGAAUCCCGUCUGAAAUGAAGCCAAAUCGCUUGAGAAGAUCGGGUGCAGAUCCAUUCGAAGAGAGCGUCAUCUCUUCUCUGCAAUUUUCGCGAUCAACACGAUUCUCGUCAUUACUCAUUUAUUAUCAAAGAUUAUCUUUGGUGCGCGUACAUUUUUCGAGGAUCGGCUGUCAUCCAAAGUACACAUUUGGUUUACUUUUCGAACUUGAUUAUUUAUUUAUAAUUGAAACUGUCAGUCUGAAAUAUUUUAGUGAUAAUUUAGUAGGAACAUUCAGGAAAAGUUUGUAUAUUUGGAUACCAAGUGGGGUAGGGGAAAAUACGAUAGUGCAUUGCGAGUGAUCGCAAUUUUCGGGAAUAAUUACUGUCUUAUUCCUGUGACUUACGUACAACUGAUGAAAGAGGUAUCUGAAAUAAAAUUCAUAAAGGCACUCAUUUCUGAUUUCUUUAUCAAUAUGUAUUUUGCAAUACGAAAUACGUGAUAGAUGUUACAAACCUAAUCAGAAAGAGAGUUUUACAGUCAAGCUGGCUACAUUUGGUGGCAGUGCCUCUCUUGGCAAUAAUGUAUAAAAUUAAUUUAACUCGGUAAAUUGUCGCCACUCUCAAAACUGUCAUCAUAUGUAGCCGAUUUUACAGCAGGCGUAAUACAGUAAUUAUUCCGAAAAAUUUCUACAAAAGCAUCAAAAUUUUUCAUACAUUCCGUCUGUUAUGCAUUGUGGGACUAAAAUAUUUCAGAUGCACGUUUCGAAGGUCGUCUGACUAUUCAUGCACUUUAAAUUUGUACGCGUAUCCGGGGAUGCAUAGAAAGAUUGAUGAUGUUUGCUCGAAAACGUAAGAAUCAGACACAACCCGAGCUGAAGACUAGAUACAACGAGAAAUUAGAGCCUAGAGUUUGCUAAUAAUACUGGAUUGCUCCAAAAAUGGCAAAUUGCAAAACUCAGACUUAAUUCUUUGAAUUAACAAAAGUAGAUUUAAAAAAUUGUGGAUUAAACUUUUUAGAUAACCUUUUUUUUUGGACCAUAUAAAUCAAUCCCUUUUCAAACUCUAACAAUAACACGUUUUAGUGUUAACAAUUCAAAAGCAUCGAAUUAUUUUUAUCAAUAGCUCUUUGAGAGAUAUAGAACUCAUUAGACUUUUUCAAACUAUUUCAGUUGAUCAAAACAAGGAAUUUCUUUUUCAUUGAUCACAGAUUUGCUUUUAGAUUUCCAAAUUUACAAGUUCCAAGUUCACGAGGAUGAAAAAAAAUAUUUCGUCACUAGAAACUCUGAGGAAGAAACAAAUUUUGAUUUUUUAUGUAGGCCUUUUUUCUUAUUUGAUAAAUUCGAUGUGAACUUUUUUUUUGAACUGAUUUUAAACUUUUGUGCAUUUCAUUCGAACGAUUUUUUUAAACUAAUAACCCAGCAAUAAUUUGAUUCUAUUUUUCGUUUAUUUUCCAGAGAUCUCAGUCUUAAGGAAAAUAUUGUUUGAAUAAGCUCAUGAUGAAGCUCCCGAAAAUCUAGUCUCCAGGUCACAAGACAUGAAAGCGAGCCUGUGUUUUUUUUUGUCCCAACACAAUUCUUACGUAAUCUUCCAAAAAUCGAUUAUCUUGUCACCUUUGAUCGAGAUUUUUUUUUUAAUUUCGUGUGAAAAAUGCAAGAAAUAUUUGCCGAUUGGAGAUUUUCUAGGUAUUUGAAGAUUCUCUUUUGAAACGUUCGAUCUACCGAUUGCGACAAAAAUGGAGAGAGAAUAAUAGUCGAUUUAUGUGAUUUUUUUAGUGUAUUACGAAAGCGAUGAUUGGAGGUACGAGGCACGUUGAAUUCCCAAACUUUCAGAACGGUUGCACUUGCUUGUAUACACGGCUUUUGACUUAAGUCUAUUUUAAAAAUGUUCCACUUCCUCUUCUCUUUCAGUUUUUUCUUUUCUUUUUUUUUAUAUCGUUUUACUUGUUCUGAUCGCGAACAUUUGAAACUAGCAUAUCAUUGUUGCGAAAAGUGGAUUAAAUGUGUAGAUUUAAAGAAAUAUGUCAACUCUAUGAGUGGCGAUAGUCUCUAAAAAUUGUAUGUUUGCCACCUUGUAUGUUGUAUUCGAAUUUCAAUCUAAAAGUCUGCGAGUGACGCCAGAAAAUGUAGUAGAAAUGUUCAUGUUCUCAUUGGCUUAAUUUUCGCGAGAAGUACAAAAAAAGAGGAGCAUUGUGGGAAGAGGAGUUUUCUUCAAUGUCGGAAACCUCUAUAAAAAUGAAUUUAAAGCUACUGAGAGUCUAAACAUUUUGAAAUUCGUAUUGUUCAUAUUUCAUUUCAAUCUCUUUUUGCAUGUUUCAGCGCUCAAACUAUCGUUACAUAUAAUGUGACAAUUUGUAAAUUUGUAUACAUGAAGUGAUUUAUUUAAAGAUAUAAUAGAUAUAAUUUAAUAAAAAAAAUAAAUUUAAUAAACGGUUACCAAAAGUAUCUUGAAAUUCAACUCCCAAGAAAAAACAUUAAUUUUGAACCAGUUUUUUUUUUGUAAGGAUCGGAAAUUCGUUGCCAUCACAAUAUAAUGAAUUCUCUAGGGAGACUUUGGUUAAAAACCAAAACAUAAAGGAUACAACUUUAUUGUGUGGAAUAAGGAACCUUUGAAAUAUUUUUGCUAGAUUGCAGGAUCUACAUUAUUCUGUGCAUGCAGCAUCGAUUUCGUAAUUUUUAUGUUAGUACGUAUUGCAAGUAUGCAUCUCUAUCUCUCAUUUCUGUUGAUUCAGUUUUUUGUACUAAAAUAUAAAGGUGUAUUUUAUUUCUAUGAUCGGUGACUGUUCUGAAGAACCAAGGCCACACGUAUUGUCGGGUUAUCAUCAUCAUCAUCAUCAUCAUCAUCAUCUGAUGUGCAGAAUAAAUUAUUGGCGGAAGUUGUGAAUGAUUUUUUCGAUCUCGUAAAGAUGCGUCAUAAAGUCCAAGUUAAAUUACGUUUUUUUUUAUUUUAUUUUUUUUGUAUUUAUUUAUUUUUUUCUAAGUCAGGUGAACGUAACGCAACUAACUGCGUACUUUUAUCUUCAUUUUACGUGACCGAUUUACCGGCGACACUUGAGACGAAACUCUUUGAGUUCGAUACAAAAAUGUAUCGAUUGGAUUAGAGUGAUUAGACGAUAAGUAGUGGAUAGGCUGGAUCGGUUGUAUGCAUUCGAUCAACCAAUUCUUAAAAAAAUCCGAACUUUCGAAAUCCUUCUACUCGCACAUUUCGUUUUGCAUAAUACAUAAAAUGUAAAAAUUAUGAAAUUCGACAAAGACGUUAAAAAGGCAUCUCUGAAUAUUGUUCUUAAGUUUAUGGCUGUGAUUGUAAUUUUGAGCGAAUUCAAAAUUUUUUAGACUGAGUUUAUGCUGGAAAUUGUUUAGACGGAAAAAAUGGGAAUUUUUUCUAGGCGAGAGUUUGGAAUUGAUUUUUUAAGAAUUGUUUGAACACAAUCGUAAUUGCUCUUGAUGAGCUGGAAAAAUCUUAAAACAUAAAAUUACACACAUUGUAAAUACGCGCGCAGAAAAGGGCAGAAAUGGAUUGGGGCGGGGUAAAAAAUAAAGAGAACGCACGGGGGAGUGUAUGUGAUAUAAGUAAUUAAAAAUUAAUUAACAUCAUAGUGACGUAGUGACAUCUACUAACAUCGUCAAGAACUGCAAACCUAAAAUUGUAUAUAGUAUAUGAGAAAAUAUAAUUAUAUUAAAUAUGAAAGAAAAACAAAAUAAUAACGAUAAAAACGGCGAGGAACUUUUUACCGCGCUUGUUCAGAGUCGUACAAAUCGUGCGCAGAGUUUGUAGAAUGGAUCGAAUGUUUCCGAAUAAAUGUUAUUGAGCGUCUAAA
Messenger RNA from Belonocnema kinseyi, 7088 nucleotides. RefSeq names its product flocculation protein FLO11-like. Gene Ontology annotation, biological process: regulation of transcription by RNA polymerase II. Bases 967 to 3279 code for a protein of 770 amino acids. The transcript is spliced from 8 exons. Lineage: Eukaryota; Metazoa; Arthropoda; Insecta; Hymenoptera; Cynipidae. Gene Ontology annotation, molecular function: protein dimerization activity; RNA polymerase II cis-regulatory region sequence-specific DNA binding; DNA-binding transcription factor activity, RNA polymerase II-specific. The record is from RefSeq and is a predicted model, not a curated record.